Thalassophryne amazonica is the source of this 1024-nucleotide messenger RNA. It is a transcript of the gene mibp2, whose product is annotated as muscle-specific beta 1 integrin binding protein 2. The record is from RefSeq and is a predicted model, not a curated record. The transcript is spliced from 8 exons. Gene Ontology annotation, cellular component: cytoplasm. Bases 198 to 809 code for a protein of 203 amino acids. NCBI's taxonomy places the organism in Eukaryota, Metazoa, Chordata, Actinopteri, Batrachoidiformes, Batrachoididae.
AUUUGCGCCUUCUUUUUCUCGCUCUUGGUGGAAGCGUUUCGGUGUCUUGUCCCCGUUAACCUGCUUCAUAAAUUAAAGUACCAUGGAGGAGUCGAGUAGUUGACGUUUCCUGCUGCAGUAGCCUUCUCUUUUUAAGCUUUCUUCCCGUCGUGCUGUUGAACCGACUUAUUGGCGACUUUUUCUAACCACCUGAAGUCAUGAAGUACGUCGUUGGCGUCGGCGGUGUAACCAACGGAGGGAAAACUACACUUACCAACAGAUUGAUUAAGAAUCUGCCCAACUGCUGUGUUGUGCAUCAGGAUGACUUCUUCAAGUCGCAGGAUGAGAUUGAAACAGGUGAAGAUGGCUUUAAGCAGUACGAUGUCAUCACUGCUCUGGACAUGGAUGCCAUGAUGAGUACAAUCUAUGCUUGGUUGGAGAACCCAGUGAAGUUUGAGAAGUCUCACGGUGUUAACACCUUGGACACCGAGAUCGUUCCAAAGCCUGACGAUAAUGAGCAGACUCACAUUCUUAUUGUGGAGGGUUUCCUGCUCUACACCUACGAACCUUUAAUCGACGUGCUGGACCAACGUUACUUUAUUUCCAUCCCGUAUGAAGAAUGCAAAAAGAGGAGGUGUGCUAGGAACUACGCGGUGCCAGACCCUCCCGGCCUGUUUGACGGCCACGUCUGGCCCAUGUAUCUGAAACACAAAAAGAUGAUGGAGGCAUCAGGAGUUGACGUUGUGCAGCUAGAUGGAACCAGUUCAAAGGCACAAAUCUUCAGCUUUGUCUAUGAGGACAUCCUGAAUAAAAUCCAGAUGUCUCUGUAAGGUGAAGGUCAUAUAUUCAGCCUGCAAGAAGACCAGCUUGCCUUAAGUUUCUACCUGCCUGCUCAUUUAGCCAACAAAGAUAUUUUUAAUAUAAAUGUUUAACUGGCAUGACUUUUAUGUUGACCGUAUUUAUUACUUUGCUACAGAUUUUAACUCCUUUGUUCAGAGCAUGGUUGCACUUAGUUGCUUAUGCCAAUAAAUGAUCCUCCUAUCUC